Messenger RNA from Histoplasma capsulatum G186AR, 1646 nucleotides. RefSeq lists its product as uncharacterized. Bases 441 to 1646 code for a protein of 401 amino acids. The transcript has 4 exons. NCBI's taxonomy places the organism in Eukaryota, Fungi, Ascomycota, Eurotiomycetes, Onygenales, Ajellomycetaceae. The record is from RefSeq and is a predicted model, not a curated record.
AGCGGUUUUCCCAAUGGCCAUCGGGCUGCAAUUCAGCGACCAAACGUGAUGGAAGGCUAGACCCUGCGAGAUCCCGUCUUGUAUUCCAGAAGCUCACUGUGUGAAAGAAUACUCUCUGCCUGCUCCUUGGGUUUUGAAUCAGCCCACUGUCCGAAAUAAAACAAUAAUACAGCUAGUUGCCUGAAAACUCGCUGCCUCGCGAUGCACAAUUCAUAUACCUUUCUUCUCCCGACCUAAAUCAGUUUCUUGCAUAUUCCGUUCUCGCACCCUCCGGAAGCAUUGGUACGAUAAACACGUCAAUGCUUAUAAUCAACAACGUUCUAUGGGUUUUCACUUAGAAGCAACUUGCCUUCAAUAAAAUAUAUUUCUGGCUCCUUUAUAAUGACUAUUUGUCGAACCCUGACACUGUUCGCCGAAUUUUCACCUUAAUCCUUCAGAAUAUGGCACGAAAAGAUCGGGACAAUAUGGCUCUAUCGGUCAUGGUGGAGGCCAAUUUGUUUACUGCGAUGAAGGCCACCUCUUUUAGCACGUAUCCCGGGGACACUUUGGCACACGUUUUGGCAGCACGUCUUGAUCGAGUUCAACCUCAGGGCCCCAAAGGACAAUGGUCCCCUGUUAGGGUCAUUUCUGAUUCCGAUGAUGAACCCGACCAGAGCGGCGAUCAUCAAUGCUGGACCUUAACUACAGAUCAUACAAUAUAUCCCAAUAACCCAGAAUGGUUUGACGAAUACGUAACUCAAUCCAUUAAAAUCAUCUCCCCGACAUACUUCAUUCACGGGCCAGGGUGGGAAGCUGAUUUCCAACGGGUAUUCUCACAAAGAUCAGAGCACUAUAACCCUAUCGUGCGGUACGGAAUCAUGUACACUGAGUACAAUCCUAGUACGAGUCUCAAUGUACACAUAGGAAACGGCACAAAUCCCAACGCGGGUUUUCCUUUUCACACCAUCCGCAACCUUGCCAUGAUUUUACUGGUAUACGAGCCUGAAGUGGACAGAAUGCUCCGCCUGCAUACCUUCCCUGCUCAUCAAAACAACCCCAAGCGAUGGUUAACGCCCCUUAAAAGCCCACACUUUCUCCCUCCAAAUCUCCCCCAUUCAUGUCCUUCUGACAUGUUAGCUUCUCAUCUCCUGAACACAUGCCCCGAUAUGCGGUCGCUCGUUAAUGCAAUGAACCCAAGUCUUCCUGAAUUUCGUCAACCGAACAGCCACUUUUACUUCAAAUACGAUUUCUCUUCGCUCCUAGAUCCUACGGAAGAGCCAAGCUCAGCCACAAAUCAGCCCAAUGGGUAUCCUGCUCCUCCACAGCCAGCACAGUCGAAACAAAAAACGAUCCAAUUCCGCCUUCCAAGCAACUUGGUGGUAGAUCCUGAGAUAUUAAUACAUUGGGUUAGAUUACUCGGGAGCCUGGUGGAAUUUGCGAGCGAAGUACACCUUGAUACACUGAACGAAACCCUAGGAGUUACUGUCCCGGAUGCUGAGACUAUUGGCAACCAAGGAGGCACGGUAAUAGGUACAAGGCCACCAGAAUUUGCCUCUCCUCAACCUCUAGGAUCGUUAUUGCGCCUCUUUACAGCUAUGGAACAAGCACAAAUUCCGUUGGAUUCCGACACCGCACGCUUCUGGUACCGACGGAGGACGAGAGCGUGA